Messenger RNA from Ectocarpus siliculosus, 171 nucleotides. The record is from the annotation of a GenBank genome assembly. Lineage: Eukaryota; Phaeophyceae; Ectocarpales; Ectocarpaceae.
AUGCGGGGCGGGCGGCGGGUCUCAGGAACCUAUGGGCUGGAAGCCUGCGCCCGAAGGAACAGCAACCGCUGGCCCCCAAAGACCUGCUGCUCAUGCUUCGCCCCAACAGCGAAGGCUUCUUCGACUGCGGCGGCGCCGAGAAGAAAGGCGGCACUCAAGCGACGCACAUAA